Messenger RNA from Ananas comosus (pineapple), 1539 nucleotides. RefSeq lists its product as uncharacterized. Lineage: Eukaryota; Viridiplantae; Streptophyta; Magnoliopsida; Poales; Bromeliaceae. Bases 148 to 1194 code for a protein of 348 amino acids. The transcript has 5 exons. The record is from RefSeq and is a predicted model, not a curated record.
ACCAAAAUUUUCCGAGCCACACAUUUCCUCAGACUAUAUCUUCCUGGUGAGUAACUGUAAAGCCAACCAGAGGAUAAAAAAAGCGGAGCAAAACCCACAGCUCUACAGAGCCUCUUCAGCUAGUUCUCCUAUUUCCCCAUCAGAAAAAUGAUUACGGGAGCAGCAGUAGUAUUGGUGAUAGUUCUAGUAAGAUGGGCUUAUCUGGCCAUUUUUCGACCUCCCCCUCCAAAGAUCUGCGGCACUCCAGGUGGUCCUCCUGUCACCUCCCCAAGAAUCCAGCUUAGAGAUGGAAGGUAUUUGGCUUACAAAGAAGAUGGGGUUCCUAAAGAGAAGGCUAAUUACAAGAUCAUCCUCGUCCAUGCUUUUGAUAGCUCCAAAGAAAACAGCUUUCCUGCUUCUCAAGAAUUGGUGGACGAAUUGGGGGUGUACUUCGUAUCCUUCGAUAGAGCAGGGUAUGGGGAGAGUGAUCCGAAUCCGAAGCGCACGGUGAAGAGUGAAGCCUUUGAUAUUCAAGAACUCGCGGACCAGUUGGGGCUUGGGGAAAAGUUUUACCUGAUCGGAGUUUCCAUGGGGGGUUACCCUACAUGGAGUUGCCUUAAUUACAUUCCACACAGGCUAGCAGGAGCGGCGCUUGUUGUACCAGCAGUCAACUACUGGUGGCGUUCCCUUCCGGCAAAUCUUUCAAAACAUGUAUUUGGGAAACUGUUUGUGGAGGAUCAGAUAACGUUCUGGAUUGCGCACAAUGCUCCAUUCUUGUUGUAUGGUUGGAUGAAUCAGAAAUGGUUUAAGACGUCAGCCAUUGUUGCGGGAAGCCCUAAAAUAUUUACCAAGCAGGAUAUGGAGGUCAUAAAGAAGAGGCAAGCAUACCACGAAUCGAUUGGGUUUCAAAGCAAAGCACGGCAGCAGGGGGUCUUUGAAUCUUUGUACCGGGACCUAAUAGUUCUAUUCGGCGACUGGGAGUUCGAUCCUACUGAAAUUAAAAAUCCAUUCCCGAACAAUGAGGGCUCUGUUCAUCUCUGGCAAGGCUAUGAAGAUAGAAUCGUUCAAGUAGAGCUGCAACGUCAUGUUGCAGAAAAGCUUCCAUGGAUACGUUACCAUGAAAAUCCAGAAGGUGGCCACUUGUAUACAUACGCCGAUGAUUGGGGCGACAAGGUACUCAAGGAACUCCUACUCAGGCAGGAGGCAUCGGACUAACAGAGCUAAUUCAACCAAAAUUUCUCGUUCACUCUUGUCGGCAGGUUAUUACUCGUUUAAUCUGAAGAUGAGGGGAGAAAAAGAGGUGCACUAUAUCAUAAACAUCGGCAGGGAUUUCGCUCAUCUAUUUCGGUUUCUAAAAGUAGAGCUGAUACUUAGUAUAGAUAAUGAUGAACAGCCUGCUCUUUGUAUAUUGACAUGUAUCAAGGUUACGUAUGUUGAACUUUUGGAAUCGGAAGCUUUUCGCUUAUUGUUCAUGGGAUCUGGAACAUGAUUUGUUUUCGAAUAGAAGCCUUUAGUUACCUGGUAUGAGUUCAAGGCAAGACAAGUUCUUUUAAAUUAAAA